This is a messenger RNA of Vitis riparia (riverbank grape), 1279 nucleotides long. RefSeq names its product probable rRNA-processing protein EBP2 homolog. The coding region runs from base 146 to 1075 and encodes 309 amino acids. Gene Ontology annotation, biological process: ribosomal large subunit biogenesis; rRNA processing. The record is from RefSeq and is a predicted model, not a curated record. NCBI's taxonomy places the organism in Eukaryota, Viridiplantae, Streptophyta, Magnoliopsida, Vitales, Vitaceae. The transcript is spliced from 2 exons. Gene Ontology annotation, cellular component: nuclear periphery; preribosome, large subunit precursor; nucleolus.
CUUUUACACAAAACCCUAGUUUUGCCAGCUCUCUGAGAGUACCCAGGCCCCUUUCGCCAUAGCCGGAGAAGACCUCUCUCGAAUCUUCCAGAACCAUCUUGAAGUUCCCAAGCCGUUGCCACUGCGAAGUUUUAGGCUUUACCAAAUGGUGGUACGUAAAGAAGACCCAACUUUGUCUGAUGAGGACAUGAUGGAAGACAAUGAAACACAGGACCUCUAUGAGGAAGAAUCUGAAUUAGAAUCUGAAUCGGAAGAAGAUGAAGAUAUCAAACUGGCUGAACCUUCGAAGACCUCCAUAUACAACAGGGAUGGCCUCCUUGAUAAACUUGGAGACAUCAGCUGGCCUGAGAAUGUGGGAUGGAUUCACAAGCUUUCCAUCAAUAUUGACCAAGAACAAGAGGUGGACGUGAAUGAUGACUCUGCCCGAGAGGGUUCUUUCUCCGUUCUAGCAUUGAAGGGGACCAGACAGGCAUUUGAAAAUCUUCAGUCGAUGGGGCUUCCUUUUCUUAGACCUUCUGACUAUUAUGCAGAGAUGGUGAAAACCGAUGCUCAUAUGGAGAAAGUAAAGGGCCGGCUUCUAGCACAAAAGAAACAGAUUGAGGAGGCUGAUGAGAGGAGGAAGGCUAGGGAAGCUAAGAGAAUUGCAAAAGAGGUACAGUCCCAGAAGCUGAAAGAACGAGCUAAGCAGAAAAAGGAGGAUAUAGAGUCUGUUAAGAGGUGGAGGAAGCAGAGGCAGCAGAGUGGGUUUUCCAAGGAUAACAAUGAAGCUGAUGAGAUGAGCUUGGCUUUUGAAGAUGGAAAAGCAUUUGAAAGGUCAAAUAAGAGGAGACCGGGAGUAGCCCCUGGAGAUAGGUCUGGAGGAAAAGCAAGACAGUUUGGAGGAAAAGCAAGACAGUUUGGUGGAAAUGGGAAGAAAGGGAUGGAAAAGAACAAGAAGAAAAGGGAUAACAAGAAUUCCAAGUUUGGAUUUGGGGGAAGAAAAGGCUUGAAGAAGCAGAACUCAACUGAGACAACUGAUGAUUUCAGAGGCUUCAACAAGGGUGAAAGCACAGGAAAUAAGAAAAGGAAGAGAUGAUUUACUCUCUCAAGGUUUAAUUUUGUUGUGAGCUGUUACUUUACAAUCUAAAUUUUUCCAGAAAGGACUCGUGUAGCCUGUUGAGCUUCUUUGGUGAUUUCUUUCUUUCUCGUUUAAUCGCUUGGCUAGUAGUUUUGGUAACUUCAAAUUGUGAUCAUUUUUGGUCCCAACAAAUGAAUGAAAUUAAGUUAUGGUUGUUUUUUC